This is a messenger RNA of Poecilia latipinna (sailfin molly), 1870 nucleotides long. RefSeq names its product coiled-coil domain containing 15 (gene ccdc15). NCBI's taxonomy places the organism in Eukaryota, Metazoa, Chordata, Actinopteri, Cyprinodontiformes, Poeciliidae. The transcript has 7 exons. Bases 914 to 1795 code for a protein of 293 amino acids. Gene Ontology annotation, cellular component: centrosome. The record is from RefSeq and is a predicted model, not a curated record.
UUAGAAAUAAAAAUUCAAAAUAAAAAAAAAUAAAUGCAUAUUAAAUGUAUAUCUGAACUUCUGAUGACAGCCUCUUGGCAAUACACCCAGACUUAAAGAAUAUAUUCAUUUUACUUUGGGCUUGAAAUAAAAUUAGGAUAAAUUUGAUAUCAAACAGAUAAACAUUAAAUUAAAGGCACAGUACAAAAAAUGGUGCAGGGUGUAGCGUCAAUUUAAAAAUGCCAAUUCAUGUCCACGCAUUUUAUUUAAAAUAAAAAUGGUUAAAAUAGACCUGUUUCAACAUAAAAAAAAAAAAAACACAAACAAAAUAGCUACAGAUAAGAAGCUUCUUUAUUCUGUCCAAAACUUCUUCUCCACACUUGGAUCUAUACUUAAUAUUUUUAAAGCUUCUUAAUAUCUAAGAGUCUUUUAUGCUAUUGUUGAAAUUAUUGCUUAGACUCACUCCUCUAUAUUUGAGUCAAUAAUUUUGCUGUUAAAAUUAGGAAGUUUAACUUUAAUCACAUUGUUGAACAGAAGAUGCUUCAGUAUUCUAGAAAUGCACUCAUUAAAAAGCACGUUUAAAAUACAAAACAAUUUAUUUGAUUAAAUCUUUGUACUACUGUUAUUUUCUAAAUUUUCUACAGGGAGUUGUUUUAGAAAUCCUCUACGUUCACUGUCUCCUCCUGUCCACAUGGAGGCAGCAGUGAGGUGUUUUCUAAACUCCGCACUAAAACGAGAAGAAAUGAGCAAAAUUCAAACCUCUGAUGAGAUAUUUUUCUUUUGUCCUCACAUCAGGUCUUUUAUCGUUUUCAUUAGUUUAAAAGCUUAAUAGCACUCUUUUUUGUGUCAACUUAGCCACCGAAGUAGUUUCUCGUUGAAUUAAUCUUCUGAAUUCAAUCGGAAUCAACAUAAGCAGUAGUGUUUUCGGUUACUAAUGAGUACUGACCGUUUCAAAGUUCCGAUAGACCGCAGGUUUAAAUCUCCGGGGAGCAGGAGCAGCCAGCAUGGACACUCGAGACCCAGUAAAGUGUUGGCCGAAAGGAACCAGGCGGUGGUGGCGGUUGGAGCCUGGGUGGAAGUCGGACAGGAUUUCCUGGAGCACCCAGCUAACCUUGCUUUGCUAACGGAGGAGCUACAGGCACAAAAGAGAAGGGAGGAUGAAGACAACCUGAAGCGGUUUCAAGAUGAAGUGCGACGACGAGUCACACAUCAAGCUCACGUGUGCAAGCGACGACAACAACCUCAUUCACAUCCCUUGGUAAUACCCCACAGAGGACUUCCACAUUAUCAGAUCCUGACCCAGCAGGUAUGCAAGGAAGAGGAGCAUAUCCACUCAGAACCUGCUGCACAACAGAGCAGUUCUCCAGAGUUGAGUAAGCCCCUGAGGCAGGUCAGACUCAGACUGGCUGCCUGUCGGCUGACCCAAGGGGAGGAAGUGCUGUCAGAUCUUCCAGGAGGCAGAUGGAGCAUCUCUCCAACCAGACAUCAGACUGCUAAUGCUUGUGUGCGGAGAACAGAGGAGGAACAGGAAACAAGAGAUGUUCCUCUCUUUAGUAGUCAACAUGAAUGUCCACUUGUUCAGCAGAAGGUGAGCGGACACACCCUGUUGAAUCCGAAUAAUUCAUUCAUUGAUCACGGUUCUAAUACGAGCCUAGAAGUCCCAAAGUUUCUCUGGCCAACGACGGAUGAAGAAAAGGUGAAAAAGCAGCAUCAGUCUCAGUUCCUGAAACACCGCCGCCUGGUCAUGAACACUGAACGGGAGCAGGUGAAGGAGAACCAACAGCUUAGGAAACACCUGAAGAGGACUGCAAGGUGACCAGACUACCACUGCUCCUCCUGCAUCACUUUCUGCUGCUGUUUUCACCCAACGAUAGUGUUGAUAAACCUCACU